UGUGAAACACACAAAAACUUUGUUGAUUUUUAAAACUCAAAAGAGAGGACUUUAUAGCCCAUGUCAACGGCUAAAAAUACACACUAGAGUAGCCUACAUCCUGCAAUAUUCACGUGGAAAGGAAAGAUAUCUAUUUUUAGAAUGACUAAUAUACAGAUCGCAUUAUUUAUCCAUGUCUACACUUCUACCUUAAGGCAGUGCGAGAGCUCUGUUGAAAGGGCUUGAAAGUUUACAUUUCAGUUGUGUGUCUGAAGGUACAUGUAUACGUUAUAGUACGUCAUUUUACGGCAGCCUUGUAAAACAUUGCAACAAAUAAACAGAAACAGAUAUGUCUGAAGGUACAUGUAUACAUAGUAUGUCAUUUUACGGCAGCCCAGUAAAAUAUUGCAACAAAUAAACAGAAACAGAUAUUUCUCAAGGACAGCUUUAAAUUCAAUCCAUUUAACUGAGCAAGGCAACUUGGUAUUACAAAUGCGUCACCAAUCAGGCGUGACAAUCUCUGCACUCCAGCCUUAUAAAGCGCCGUCACUGUAAAGCUCGCUGACAUAUAUUCUCAAAUCGCACGUCACAAAUAAUAUGAAAUCCCCAGCGUACAGCUAUCAAUAGGUGAUGUGCCAGCACAGAGACUAGAGCAGGUGUGGAACACUGGCUACCGUAUAGCGGCAUCUGGGCACCAUUCCUAGCCUCCGGCAAGAUUGUAUCACAGAGACUGGCACUGGUUUAUGCUGUUGUGGUCUAUCGAUUCCAGAAUAGACCGGCAGUAGAGAUAGCUGAACACGAAGGAUGACAGUCACCAUGUCCGGGUUGAUCACACGAGCCGCUCUCUUCCUCUAUAUCUUCAUCCUACACGAUUCUGUAGUAAUGGGAGCCGUGAUAGUGAGUGCCCCAUCCCCCCUGGUAGGACGUGUCCACAAGGAUAGCAUCCCCCUGGAGUGUACAUUCUGGAGCACGGACGGUACAGAAGUUGUGGCGACGAUGACGUGGACAAAACAGACCGUCCAUGGACGCAAGUUCCGACAACUUUUGGAGGUACAAAUUCCCAUGUCAGAUGAUGCAGAUGUCCGCUAUAGAGACUCGUCUCUCAUUCAACAACAGUUCGUCUGA
Molecule: messenger RNA, 1104 nt
Organism: Liolophura sinensis
Lineage: Eukaryota; Metazoa; Mollusca; Polyplacophora; Chitonida; Chitonidae
Exons: 4
Coding region: 784-1104 (106 amino acids)
Source: RefSeq, a predicted model, not a curated record